This is a messenger RNA of Notolabrus celidotus (New Zealand spotty), 7266 nucleotides long. RefSeq names its product HMG box transcription factor BBX. Gene Ontology annotation, cellular component: nucleus. The record is from RefSeq and is a predicted model, not a curated record. Gene Ontology annotation, molecular function: DNA-binding transcription factor activity, RNA polymerase II-specific; RNA polymerase II transcription regulatory region sequence-specific DNA binding. Gene Ontology annotation, biological process: regulation of transcription by RNA polymerase II. NCBI's taxonomy places the organism in Eukaryota, Metazoa, Chordata, Actinopteri, Labriformes, Labridae. The coding region runs from base 748 to 3375 and encodes 875 amino acids. The transcript is spliced from 16 exons.
UUACUGUCUCCAGACCAAACGCUGGUGUCUCUGUUCCAGUGCUGCUGAAAUAUCUCCUCACUCCUGUUUAGAGAUCACCGUGAAAAAUAAAUGGCCAAAUUGUUUGUCAGUGAGGAGGUCUGACUUACCCCCCUCUCUUCCUAUCCGCAUCAAAUGCACACUCGCAGAGCUGCUGUAUGGAAACGACACACACACACACACGAGUGUUUUAAUCAAGUGUGUGGCGUCCGAGUUUAGUCAGCAGCUGUUCAAGAAGCUUGUAGUUCUGCGGAAAAAAGCAAUGCAUGUUAAAACCAUGACACGUCCAGUUAGCAGGCUGUGCAGCUAGCAGGCUAACUAGCUACUUUUAUUCUCAGUAACAGAGCUAGAAAAUGGAGCUACUGCCCAGUAAAACACUGUCCACAGAUGCAUGUGCCUAGAGAGAAAAUCCCCAGUUUAAUUAAUCACUGUGGAUGUUUGUGUUCGGACUGGGAGACAUUUCGACGACAUUGUCAUCGGAGAGUUUGACAGGAGUGAAAUAUUCCCCCAUACUGUACUGUACUUGGCUUUUCUCCUCCAAACCCGAAGCAAGAUGGACUCUCAUUCGGCUUGUCUGUCUUGUCAGAGCUCAGAUCGACAUUUUGCAAAGAGAUGAAAAUGUGUGCUGAACGGUGGAGGUCAUCGUCAUUGCAUGACAAAGGCUGUGGCAGAUUCAUCUUCAUCACUCAUACAGCAUUUCCAUAGCUUUUUCUUCAGUGCGGUAGUACCAUGAAGGGUGGAGGACGGGGUAAGGAGCCUCCUGCUGCUGGUGAGGUCACUUGCAAGCGUCCAAAACGCAAAUGCCUGCAGUGGCACCCACUUCUCUCCAAAAAAGCUUUGGAUUUCUCUGAGGAGGAAGAAGAAGAGGAUGAGGAGGAGCUGGAGAAGCAGCCAGUGCUGUGUGGCCAGGAGCAGGGCCCGCAGGUGCAGUGUGGAAGCACAACAGAGGAAGUGGAGGAGGAUUCUAAUGAACAGCGCGCACGGCGGCCAAUGAAUGCCUUCCUCCUCUUCUGCAAACGCCACCGCUCCCUGGUGCGGCAGGAACACCCUCGCCUGGACAACAGGGGUGCCACCAAGAUCCUGGCUGACUGGUGGGCAGUGCUGGAGCCCAAAGAGAAGCAGAAAUACACUGACAUGGCCAAGGAGUACAAAGAUGCCUUCAUGAAAGCAAACCCUGGCUACAAGUGGUGUCCCACCACCAGCAAACCAGUCAAGAGCCCUUCCUGUCCGCCUGUCAGCAACCCCCGCAAAAAAGUUUGGUCCUUCUCUUCCACGUCAGCCAAGGACUCCACCACUGCCAAGAAAGUGCCCAAAGCAGACAGCAUGCCACAGUUAAACUUUGCCAUGGCAGAUCCUACAAAGAUGGGAGGCCUUAGCAUGCUGCUGUUAGCUGGUGAACAUGCCCUCACAAACAGAGAGAUCCCUUCCAGCACUAAGCCUAGUUUACCUGACACAGCCAGUGAAGGGAACUCUUAUCCAGGGGAUGAGGAAGAGAUGAUGUCCGGGACGAUCCCCAACAGAGCGCCUGACGUUACUGAAAGCAGGGUCCAGCCUGCCCUCUCCCCACAGGCAGAGAUGUCUACGUCUGCAGCACCUGAAGGAAAACCCUGCAGGCAGUCUGCUCUCUUCCAGCUCGCUGAGAUGUGCUUGGCGUCUGAAGCUGGAAAGAUGGACACCGUUGUGUGUCAGCCCGAGAACAGCUCCUCCUCCUCAGCCUCUCUGCAGCAACCUGCAGUCCAACCAGAGAUCAAGGAGGAGACGGCCGACACAGACGACUGUCCUCCUUCCUCGCACACUUCAGCUCCCUCACUUCUGCUCUCCUCUUCUACCUCCACUGAUGCCAUCACCCCACAACCCAGCAGCCAAAACACACGUGUCAAAAACAAGAGCAAGAAAAAACAGGCACUCAAGUCAAAUGAUGAAGAUGAGUUUCCCUGCUCAGCAAAGAAGUUGAUGAAGAAGUGUGACCAUGCAGAAUCGAGCGUGGACAGUGUGUUCAGUACUAUUGAUGCAGUGGCAAAAGGAGCCUGGAAGGAGACAGAGGAGAAGCCUAAGAAGAAACUCCAGAGCAGUCCUAACGGUGGGAGCUCUGGUUUACCUAAAAAGAAGACCAAGCCCAAAGUCAAGACCUUCAUCAAAGACAAAGAGGAGGAGAUGGAGGAGGAUGGAGAGCGGGGUUGGCAGUACAGCUCCUCUGAGGCGGAGGUAAAGGAAGCAAUGACUGAUGUUAGUACCAAGGCUGAAGCAGAAGAAGCAAGCAUUGGAAGCACAGAUAUUCAGGACAGCAUGGCAGAAGACCAUCACUCCCCCUGCAGCCUUUCAUCCCCAAAGCUCAAAGAAGAAGACAAGGGGAAGGAGAGGUCGAGUGAGGGGAUGUGUGAGUCCAGCACAGAGAACCGUGGCUCCAGGAAGUCAGAGCGGAGCUGCAAAGGGGCCCUUUAUAAAACCCUCGUUUCUGAGGGGAUGCUGACGUCACUGAGAGCCAACAUCGACAGAGGUAAAAGAGGAGCUUUCCGUGCCUCUGAUCACGAUGCAAACUGGAGUGAUGACAGCUGGACGAUUGCCCAGGUGGGACCUAAUAACCCCAAGAAGCUGAAAAAGUCCAAGUCCAAAGAUGACUCUUCACAGGGCCUCGGGAAACUGGAGGAGGAGUUUGAAAGGAAGUUUAACAGCCUUCCUCAGUACAGCCCGAUGACAUUCGACAAGAAGGGGACGACUGUCACAAAGAAGAAGAAGAGCGACGGCUCCCCUGUCCAAGAGGAAGUCUCCAAAGCUGUAAAAGGGUCAUCUCCAUCUCAGAAAAAGACUUCAUUCCACAAGAUUGUUAGGAAGCACAAACACAAAAAGGACAAACCAGAUGCAGUGGACAAAGCAGUGGUACAGAGUGACUCCAGCGUGCUGGAUUCAGUUUCCAAAGCCAAAUCAUGUGCCCCCGUUGCCAUAAUGUGCCCAGACAUGCAGGGCCCCACUAGUAUGGAGAUGCUAGUCGGUAGCCAGAAGAGGAAGGCUAGGAAGACCAAGAUCACACACUUGGUGCGCACCGCUGAUGGCAGCGUGUCUCCAGUUGAGGAGGAAAAAAACAGGGACCUGACCCAGGAACAGGAUAUGAAGCCAUUACCCCAACAGAAUUUAUGCAAUGAAGAAGGGUGCUACAGUAAUCCCAGGGCGGAGGAGGAGGAGGAAGAGGAGGCGGAGCAGAGCGUGGCACCACAAGAGCUACCUGCUUUCUUCAGCCUCGCAGCCCUCGCUGAGGUAGCAGCCAUGGAAAAUGUUCACAGAGGCCAGAGAGGCUUGGCUGAGAGUAAGAAGAAAGAGCUCGGCCAGACUCCUGUCCUCAUUUCUUGUGCUGAUCAGUGAAACUCUGCUGCUUUUGUAAGAAGCCAACAUGGACACUGGAAGUGGAUCUUUACUUUCCCUGGCGGUAACCCUACGCUAAAGGGAGACUUGAUCUGGAAGUGUGGACGGACUCCAGCUUCCCCCCUUGUGGUGAAUUUACUUGAGCUCGGGUUCAUGUUGGAGAACGAGCCCCUCUCCUCCGUGCUCCUCGCUAUCUCAGUGUUUCCCCUGAAGCCUUCCUUCGGUUGGAGGGAGGAUGCCUUUUCUGAACUGCUCCCAACCCCUUAGAUGCUCUGUUAGGGCCUGUGGAAGAACCAAACUGUUCCCCAGUGCAUGGCUUCCCUUGUAGAAAUGGAUGUCAUGGGUUCAUUGUACCCUGUUUUAAGGUCAAAUCUUGCAAUUUAAAAAUAGCAUUUUAGAUAAACGCAACACGGCAUUGGUUUUAUAGACAACACAGCUUUCUGUUACCUUUUUACCUCACACACGCCUACUGAAGAGUUCCCUCCACCUCUGCUAGAAUACCUCUGUGUUUAAAUAGCUCUGGCCCCGCUCUGUCCUUCCAGCUUCGACCCAAAACGACUUUAACCAGGGUAAUGCUUCUGAUGGAUAGACUUCCAGUUACAAACUACUUGCUGAGUGUAUCCCUUUGGUGCACCGAUGCGUGUUCUUAAACUACUUUAAAUCAUGGUUAAGUAUUUGUACCUUAUAAUAAUGCUACUGUUGAAGAGUGUGUGGUAGCCAUAACUAAUCAUGUUAGACUGAAUGUGAGAGACGACCUGCACAUACCCUUUCAUCUGAAGUAGUCUGCUGUAGGAUGUUUGUACGUCAUGUUACCUAAACGUUGGUCCAUAAAGUCUCAGUCAGGCUCAUAGACGGCUUCUUGUAACAGGGAGGUUGUGUGAAAGUGAUUCAGAUAUAGCCUUACCCCCCCACCUAGACCUGCUCUCCCCCCACCAAGCUCUCAGCCAGUUUCUUACUGGACGCCGUCACAGUCCUAAAUUUGAUGUAAAAAUUUUGGAUGGUGAAAUGCAGUUUUUGUCGAUACUUGAUCUUAUUGCAGUUUGCGUAGCAAUUAGGAAGAGUAACUCUUUGUGUGCAACUUAUUUACUGGAAUAGGUGUUUUUUUGUUUGUUUAUUAUACAAACACUGCACUAAUUUGUAGCCGUAGUUGCUCUUGGAAAGGUGAGAUAAUGCUUUGUCUCCAGUGAACGCAUUGUUCCUUCAACAUAGCCCCCAAUUGUGUCUUUAGUGUCCUCAGGACCUGGCUAAAGCCAGCCACAUAAAGACGAGUUUGACAAUCUGAAUCGAUGAUAUGUUUCAUGAAAUCGUUUUAUAUCACGUCUCAUAAAAUGAGAAAUGAAAAAAGGCUAUGCUUUGGUUCCUGUCGGAGUGAAUGGAGACAGAGCAUUAGAAAAGUAAUUCCCCUUUUAUUUCCUUUUGGCCUUUUGAGAUUUUAUUGCCAAGUAAUGGUCUACUCAGAGGUCUCAGUCAAUCAUUGUGAUAUGUAGAAGUAUUAUUCUUGUUGUGUUAGUCUUUGAUGUUGAUGUGCGGUCCGUAUCAUUCCAUUUCCAUGCCUCUGUCUUUGCCAUACUUCUGUUUACAGUUACAUGAGCUAAAGUAGUGAAGAAAAGAAAAGGUGAAUGCAGUCGAGCUGCAGGUUUUUGUCUUCCUGAGGGUCGAUGGAACCUGGAAGAGCUGCCACAGGCUAAUGGAGGUCAACUAAGAGCUACACUUACUCUCUAGCAAUACCCCUCUCCCUCCCUCGCAGCCUUCGUUUCUCUGUGUAGACCAAUACUUUCCUUAAUUUAUCACAUUCAGUUGAACCACAUUUCUAACGUGUGUAGUUCUUCCUUUUCUUUAGAUGAUUUGUUUUUCUAAGUGUGUGCAUUUAUGAUGCUCUUUAAUUUCGGUUGUUUGAACUUCAGUGUUUUUUUUCCUGAGGUCAAGAUUACUGGAUCAAGAAUGUUGUCAAAAGAGAUCCGGCUCCUAGAUGACGCAUGUUUCUAUGCUUACCUGCGAAGGUACACAGGCACUGAGAUUCAUGCAGCAUCUCUACACUUGAGCCCAUCUCUUCACCUCUGAAGGUGUGUGUCUGCCUGUGACUGCUUCACCUUUUUAUGAUAUGUGAUACGAUGUGUUGAGAGUAAUUUGACUCUUCCUGACAGGACAGACAAAAAAACAAAUGGGUCUUAGAGAACUUGCUUUUCUUUCAUAGUAUUUUCCUAAAUCAAAGCAUUGUUACGUAGUAAUGAUGUUUUGCUUAUGUAAGCCCUUGUGUGCAAAUAGGAGAUAUGUGCAAAGAAUCUAUGAUUCCUCUCUAAAUUUGUGUUUAAAAUCUAACAAAGUAAUUACAAUGUUUCCCAACUACACUAAAGGAAACCGCAGAAUGCUUUAAGAUAAUCCUAAUAAUAAUGAGAUAUAUUUUUUCAGAUAUGAGAGAAAGUUACAUCAAGGUUCUUCCACUGGUGGACAUCAGUGUCAUUCUUUGCAAAGACAAAGAAAUUGUCUUCCCCCCAAAUAGAGAUAUAUUUGCUUAUAGCAAGUGAGUUUAUUGACAUUUGCCAAAGAAAAGGGAAAGGUUAUAUUUAAACAGAAUCCUGUUUUUUUUUCUGCAAGAAAGUAAGCAUAACAGUUGCACUGCAUUUUCUAGGUGUGUAAAUCUUCAGGUAACAAUAUCAGCACAAUUCAUCCUGUGUAUCUCUAGGACUCCCUCGGUGUUUGAACCCAGAGUUGAAAGUGCAACAAAAGGGCACCACUCGAUGCCUCUGUUCAUAAACAGUAUUUGCACCUUAUUACCCAAACCAAAAUAAUCAUGGUAUUUGAAGAAAAGAUAUAAUUUUUACCCUCUCUAUGAAAAUUAUGCAUUUUAACCAUAUAUUUAGGAGAAAUUACAAGUCGAUAAGAAAUCCACACAUCUACCAAACAGCCAUAAUACUGUCAUUCUCCACGCCCUCACUUUUCUAUCUAGAAAAUGCUUCUAUAAAGUUGAAAUUCCUAUAUUAGUUACCGAAAUGACUAUAAUACCCUAUUGUGCUAGUACUGUCUUUCUUGAAUGUAAUCAUUUUGUACCUGUAUUUUCUAAUUCAGUCUUGAUUGUACUGUAUGUAUGCUAUGAUGAUGUACUGUUCCUUGGUGAGUAGUUCGUUUCAAACCGACAGGAGAGCUGCUGCGCUGCGAACUCGGUGGAAAUCUGUGGAGAUUUGAAGUCCAAAUGACUUACUGUACCUUAUGAGCAUUCAUGAGACUGAUAACUGAGAGAUUCUUGCAAUUGAAACAGUAGUAAAACAGCCUUUUCCUGGUUUGCUACUUCUCUUUCCUCGUGGUAAAAGGUAAAGUCUGUGCAGGACAGUUUAUAAAACAAGGACACUCCUGCAAUCAGAUAGAACGAUUGAAUGCUUGAGUUUCAACUUAUUUAUUACUGUUCCUUUUAUAGGUUUAGCUAAAUAAAAAACAAUAAAAUAUACAACUGAAUAUGCAUCCAUUUAUACAUGAACAUGUAUAAGAUUAUCUACCCUUUACUGGAAUGUAGAUUAUUGCUUUUAUGUGAACGAGGUUAUCUGCAGAUCUUUUACGUCUCUUUCCUCUGAUAGUUUGUACGAUGUGUUGAAUCUAAUUUAUGUCACUAGUAAUCACCAUGACUGCUAUGUUUUAUGAUUGUUGCAGCCCACUUAUUAAAUGCAGCCUUGCCUUACUGGAACCCCUGCUUAGUGAGGGAUCCCUCAGUCACCUGUUUGCCCUCUGUAUCCUACAUCACCCCUCCCUACACACACACACACACAUACACAUACACAUACACACACACACAACUCUUAUGUCAUAACACUGUUUGCUGAUGCAACUAUUAUUCCUUUUACAAUUUCUGCUGACGCAACUAUUACUUCUUAAACACCUAUUAAAACAGUAUCUAUUCCA